This is a messenger RNA of Hydatigera taeniaeformis, 1131 nucleotides long. The record is from the annotation of a GenBank genome assembly. Lineage: Eukaryota; Metazoa; Platyhelminthes; Cestoda; Cyclophyllidea; Taeniidae.
AUGUCCACCACAGUAGCCAAUCAUCGUCAAAUUGUACACCGACCUUUCCGCAAUGUCAUUCAAAGUUAUUCAGGUCAAAUUGGGAACAGUGGACCGACAAUAAACAAGUCCAGCUCACACAACUCCUCUGAUCGCUCCCCCAACAGAAUGCUGGCAGCAUCAACAGCCACCGCAACGGUUGUCCACCGAGAAGAGGCUCUUCUCGCAAUUUACGUUCAUCCGACAGAUGCAGGAGGUGUCGGUCACUACAAACCGUUUCUACUGCCUCCACGCGGCCCAGGUGAGAGUUCCCAAUGCUCCCUCGAAAAGGGCCUUGGAUACGGUGCUUUCGGUGUUGUCUGGUCGGUUAUUGACCCUCGGGAUGGACGCAGAGUGGCGUUGAAGCGUAUUCCCAGAGUCUUCCACAAUCCCAUCACUGCAAAGCGAGUAUACCGCGAAUUAAAAAUGCUUUCUAUGCUCCACCACGAUAAUAUAGUCUCUUUGAUUGAUGUGGUGAAAUCGGACAACUACUCUACAUUUGAUGAAGUAUAUCUUCUUUUCGAGUUGAUGCAAACUGAUCUUCACAAAAUCAUCGUCUCUCCUCAGCCACUAUCUUCGGAUCAUGUAAAGAUAUUCCUAUAUCAAAUCCUGCGCGGUCUGAGAUACCUCCACUCUGCUGGUAUUGUUCAUCGCGAUAUCAAACCCGGAAAUAUGUUGGUCAAUUCAAACUGUCUCCUAAAAAUUUGCGAUUUCGGCCUGGCUCGUAUGGACGAUCCAAAGAAUCAGGCUCAAUUGACCACUGAGGUAGUGACACAGUACUACCGUUCACCGGAGCUCCUCAUGGAGACAUCACGAUACUCCUAUGCUGUGGAUGUAUGGAGCGUUGGAUGCACAUUCGCCGAACUCCUCAGCCGAAGAAUUCUCUUCCCGGCUCAAGGGCCACUGGAACAGCUGGAACUCAUCGUAAAUUUGACCGGCACACCAACGAUAGAAGACCUGGAGAAUUGCCACCCAGAAGCAUGCUGUUUCGUUCUCUCCUUCCGUCCACGUCGUCCCAAUCUCGCGUUCUUCUACUCUCUCUCACCAGAUAUGACUGGAGCAGCUGUGGAUCUUAUUUCUAGCAUGCUUCGUUUUAACCCGACUGUCCUAUAG